AUGAAUGGGGGCUGCUAUCUGGUGGCCUGGGCCACCCUGUGCCUGGUGGGUGGGUGGGCAACCUCAUGGCAUCUGGGCCGCCCUUUCACUGCAGUGUGGAAUGUGCCCACAGCCCGAUGCCAAACCCACUUUGGCCAGCCCCUGCUCUUGGAGCCCUUUGGCAUCGUGCACAACCAGGCCCAACGCUUCCGAGGCCAGAACAUUACCAUCUUCUACAAGAACCAGUUUGGCCUUUACCCCUACCUGGGGCCCAGGGGUGUCCUCCACCAUGGAGGUAUCCCCCAGGCUGUUCCCCUGCACAGGCACCUUGCCCUGGUCACCAGCCAGAUCUCUGGCCUCAUGCAAAAGGGCUUUAGAGGCCUAGCUGUGCUUGACUGGGAAGAGUGGCACCCCUUCUGGAACCGGAACUGGGGACCCCGCCGGAUCUAUCGAAAGGCAUCUUGGGCCUGGGCCCAGAAGCAGUGGCCAGAUCUACCUCCUGAGCUGCAGCGCCUAGAGGCUCGGGCUGCCUUUGAGAGGGCUGCUCGGGCACUGAUGGAGGGAACCCUGCAGCUGGCACAGACGCUUCGUCCCAGGGGGCUGUGGGGCUUCUAUCGAUUCCCUCUCUGCCGAAGCCCCUGGUGGGGCAGGCACAAUUACACUGGGAAGUGCCGGAUGGCAGACAAGGUCUACAAUGACCGGCUGCGCUGGCUUUGGGAAGCCUCCAGUGCCCUCUUCCCUAGCAUCUACCUCCCACCUGGUCUGCCCCGGAUCUAUCAAAAGAGCUACAUACGACACCGACUGGAAGAGGCUUUCCGAGUGGCACGGUUUGGGCACCCACGUCCUCUGCCUGUGCUGGCCUAUACCCGCCUCACUCACCUUGGCUCUGGGCGGUUUCUGUCCCAGAAUGACCUGAUUCGGACCAUUGGAGUAAGUGUGGCCCUGGGGGUAGAAGGCGUGGUGCUCUGGGGUGACCUCUCUUUUUCUAGUUCUGGGGAGCAGUGCAGACUUCUCCAGAGCUACCUGUCAACCGUCUUGGGCCCCUACUUAAACAAUGUGACUAGGGCUGCCCAGGCCUGCAGCCAGCAGCUGUGCCAUGGCCACGGACGCUGUGCCCGACAGGAGCCCAGCAAUGAUGACGUCUUCUUGCACUUGGAACCGACAGGUGCCUGGGGAACCCCCGGGGAAGGUCCUGACAAAUGGACCCACUUCCGAUGCCUCUGCUACCCAGGCUGGGCAGGCACUGCUUGUGAGGUGCCUGUACCUGGCACAGAAUGAAGGGGGUAACCUUGAGCCCUGUCCCCAGAGGAUUCCCGACUGUGCCACCUAUCUUUGCCCUUGCUUUUUGAGCUUCCUUUAGUUGGUCCCACCGGCCUUUCGUUCUCUCCAACUCCAGAGAGACUGGUUAUGAGGGCCUUUUCCUGCCUGUUUCCUAAA
Trichosurus vulpecula (common brushtail) is the source of this 1416-nucleotide messenger RNA. It is a transcript of the gene HYAL3, whose product is annotated as hyaluronidase 3. NCBI's taxonomy places the organism in Eukaryota, Metazoa, Chordata, Mammalia, Diprotodontia, Phalangeridae. The transcript is spliced from 3 exons. Bases 1 to 1257 code for a protein of 418 amino acids. Gene Ontology annotation, biological process: carbohydrate metabolic process; hyaluronan catabolic process. Gene Ontology annotation, cellular component: acrosomal vesicle. Gene Ontology annotation, molecular function: hyalurononglucosaminidase activity. The record is from RefSeq and is a predicted model, not a curated record.